Schistocerca piceifrons (Central American locust) is the source of this 1720-nucleotide messenger RNA. It is a transcript of the gene Prx6a, whose product is annotated as peroxiredoxin-6. Bases 255 to 917 code for a protein of 220 amino acids. The transcript has 6 exons. The record is from RefSeq and is a predicted model, not a curated record. NCBI's taxonomy places the organism in Eukaryota, Metazoa, Arthropoda, Insecta, Orthoptera, Acrididae. Gene Ontology annotation, biological process: cellular oxidant detoxification; cell redox homeostasis. Gene Ontology annotation, molecular function: peroxiredoxin activity. Gene Ontology annotation, cellular component: mitochondrion; cytosol.
GUACGUCAACAUCUGCGGUGUUUGUUUAUUUCGGCAAACUGCAGACGCAGCACAGCGACAGUUCCUAGCAAAAUUAUUAAGAUUUGAUUUUCCUCUACUCGCUAUAAUGCCGAUCAGAAUGCGAAAACAAGUACUCUUUGACCACGUAAACACAAGAAAAUACUAAUAUCUGCGAGAUUCCGUGUAUUGUGAAAGGCGGAAAUUAGAAGUGAGAUUUGGUGUUAUCAGUAGUUAUUCAGUGAGACCUAUCAGAAAUGGUGAAUUUGGGCGACGAAUUUCCUAACUUUAAAGUCAAUACCACAAUUGGAACUAUCCAGUUCCAUGAAUGGCUUGGAGAUUCAUGGGGUAUUCUGUUUUCCCAUCCGGCCGAUUUCACUCCUGUAUGCACUACGGAAUUAGCUCGCGUGGCUAAUCUUAUGCCGGAAUUCGAAAAGAGAAAUGUGAAAGUAAUAGCACUGUCGUGUGAUUCUGUAGAGUCACAUUCCAAAUGGAUUGAAGAUAUAAAAAGUUAUGGUGGCCACGUAGCAGAUAAAUUUCCGUACCCGAUUAUUGCUGAUGAAGGAAGAGAUUUAGCUGUUCAGUUGGGGAUGCUGGAUCCUGAUGAACGUGAUAAAGAUGGCCUUCCAUUAACAUGCCGAGCUGUUUUUGUUAUUAGCCCAACAAAAAGACUGAAACUUUCAAUUUUGUAUCCUGCUACUACUGGUCGUAACUUUGCUGAAAUAUUGAGAGCAAUUGAUUCACUGCAGCUGACAGAGAACAAGAAGGUGGCAACUCCUGCAGACUGGCAGAGUGGUGGUGACUGCAUGGUCCUUCCAACCCUGAAAGAGGAGGAAGCAGCCAGUUUGUUUCCAAAAGGCAUUUCAGUGAAACCUUUGCCAUCAGGCAAAUCAUAUCUAAGAGUUACUCCACAGCCAUAAGUGUAUAUCUUUGUCUUAUUUUGAUCUCAUUUUUCUUAGUUAUGAAACUGUGAUGCACCUUUGUUUUGAUGUAACACAUGAUGUGAGCACAUAAUGUCGUGUGAGGUAAUUGAAAUCAAUGGAAGGGAUAUGAGCAGCUGUGUUUUUAAAUUUCUUUUUAUGAUAAGGAUUUCAAAGCUAAUGUUUGAAAAUUAUUCAUGCUCUUAAAUAAUGAAUUAUAAUUACAGAUAUUAAAGAGUUAUGCUUUUUGUGUUGUGUAUAAGUAAUGUAAAUUGGUUUGUGAAUUGUGAUGUACAAGCUCAAAUGACAUGAUUUACUACCUAAAAUAGACAAGAGGGUCAAAGAUUUCUCUUCCAAAUGUGAAAUUUACCAUCUAGCAUUGCCUUAAGCUUGGCAACAGUGAUAACCAUAUAUAUUAUAUUAACACAGCAGUUCUGUAGAGUUUGUAACAAGGUGAUUAAUGAACACGUCUGAUUACUGUUUGAGUUCAUAAGAUAUUUCAUUUGGUAGCGACAAGUGGCAAUGUUUUAAAUAUUCUUUGGUGAAUUGUGAACUCGUGCAUACACGUGAAUUUUAUCAAGUGUACUUAACUUGUUCUGUGAUGUUUAUCCGAUGUACUUAAAUUAUAAAUGUGCUGAAAUCUAGUUCUGGUUGCUGCAUCCAGUGCCUUUGUGAUUUUAUUAUUAGGGUAUUGUUAUUAAACAGUAUUUUGUAUACACAUAGUUACUAUCUUAUAUUUUUGUUACUAGUUCUAUUUCUCUGAUGUAAAAGGAAAAAUAUUAGUAAAAUGAUGUGGAACAAGG